AACCGAAUAUCCAGUUCGGGGGUGGUAGGGUGGGAGAUAAAGUCCUUUUAUCUCUGAAAUGAGAAGGGGAAUUAACUGGUAUCAAAAUUCAACGUUUCCUUUUUGGUGAAAUUCCCCAGCCAAGCCGGGUGCUAACCGAGUAGGCGAUUUCACUUCACCGUCACUUCACAAAAGACUUCCAAAUUCACUGCAGCAGACCGCGAAGUAAAAUGUUAUGUGCAUCCUAGCUGAGAGGGGACGGAAGCCUCCACGCUCAAUCAAAGGUUUGCAAUAAUAGGAUUCAUAAAAAUUUAAAAAAAAAAAAAAAAAAAAAAAAGGACAGAUGGGAUUAGAAAAUGUUGCAGUGAAGACUGGGGAAUGAGAUGAGCUCACAGCCCGGAGCCCAGCCUGCCUUUUGUGGACCUACACAAUGAUCGCAGAGCCAGACUGGAUUAGGAGACCUCGCGACUAGGGGGUCCGGAGAGAGGCUGCGGGUUCCCAGGCGCUUGAGGAAAAGCAGGCUGAAGCGAUGCAUCAGAUUUACAGCUGCAGCGAUGAAAAUAUAGAAGUUUUCACCACCGUGAUUCCUUCCAAAGGCAUUUCACCCAUCAGGAAGUUGUCCUCUAGAAAAGGGAGAUUUGCACUCUUGCAUGGGAUCAAAAUGACCAGCCCAGCCAGGAGAAGAGUCAAAAGCUCUCAGCACCUCUUAACUAAGAAUGUGGUGAUCGAAUCAGACCUGUACCCGCCACGGCCCCUGGAGCUGCUGCCGCACCGCCCGGACCGCUGGGACACAGGCGACGGCCGCAGGUUCGGCCGGGUCCAGAAUGCGCGGCCACCAAGGGCGCAUCCUGCCAAAACCCCCACCAGACCCGUGGGGAUUUCUGAAUCCAAAACAUCAAAUCUGUGUGGAAAUCGAGCAUAUGGAAAAUCGUUGAUUCCUCCUGUGGCCCGAAUCUCAGUGAAAGCUCCAGCCGCAGUAGAGGCGGCAGUCACAGGCUCAGAGAACGGAGCCGUUCGGGGGAGAGGAUCCAGACAUCUCAAGAAGAUGGCCGAAGAGUAUCCCACCCUUCCCCAGGGAGGGGAGGCCUCCCUCCCACUGACGGGCAGUGCUUCCUGCGGUGUCCCAGCUAUCCUCCGGAAAAUGUGGACCAGGCACAAGAAAAAAUCAGAAUACGUGGGAGCCACCAACAGCGCCUUUGAGGCUGACUAAAGAUCACCCUCCCCAGGUUCCUUGCAUUGGCCAAGGUUCACAGGGCAGGGGAGACAGAAACCUGAAGACAGGGACUGAGCCUCGUCACCCCUCCUGGAAGCAGGCCCAAAUGCAUCAUCCUCCCUCACCUAGUCACCCUGCUUUAGGGCACAGGAAAGGAACGUGUCUGGAAGGCAAAAGAAAAGUGUUACUUAGAAUUGCUGAAGCCAUUGGUCUGAAAGUCGCUUUGGGAGGUCACAAAAUUUAUUUUUCCCUAUCUUUAGGCAAAGCUAUACUAAAAGCAAACUUUCCCAGCCCAUCUUAAAGACCUCCAAGGAAAGAAGAAGACAAUUCCUCUGUCUUCCUUGUCAGUUUUUCCAAAAUGUAUGAUUUCUGGUGUAAAAGCUUGACAUUUGAGUCACUCGUAAACCCAGUGAUUUUCUCUAUUGCCAGUUGAUGCUUGUUUCACCUUGAUGAGGUACAAUUUUUGAGGACAAAACAUUCUGUACUUACUAGUUCUAUUUACCUGACGUUAUCAUCAAAUCAAUUCUGAUGAUCAUCUGGCAUGAUUGCAUGAAUUCUAUACUCCUUUAUGUGCAGUUUUUCUGUAGAAAAACAUUAAAAGUUAAAUGUGAAUGUUUUCUGACAUAGCAUAAUCUAGUGAAACAAAUAAUACCUUGCUUUUGUACAAUAAUUUUAACUUUUGAAAGUGAUUUCCUAUCCAUUAGCUCUGCUUAUCGUCACAAAACCCUAGUUGAAGAAAGUAUAGCUAUCCCUAAUUUACACAUGCGAAAAAUGAGGCAUCUGAAGGUUAUGUCUCUAGUAGGAGAACUGGUGACCAGGAACUAGUAGGUUGCGUGACCAGUUAGUAGAACUAGUGACCAGGUCCUCAAUUUCUGUCUAGCAGACUCCCUUCUCUGCUUACCCUGGUCCAAGGAAGUUUAUAAAUGGUGGGAUCACGUCUCUAGGGGCAACAUUUGAAGGGAAGAAUCUAAUACAGUUGGAUCAAGUAAGUGAUUUGAAUGAAAUACAUAAUUCAUUAGAUUGAACCAGAAGAAAUUGCCAUUUCUGUAGAUCAAAAACAACUGAAUAUUCAUUUCAAAUGGUUCAACCUAAUAUGUGAUACUUUCCUUCUUUCAGUGGAAGUGCUAUUAUCAAUUUCAUUGUCAACAUCAGUAGCCUUAUAAUGAUUGUAUUAAUAAUGCUAAUAAUAUCUAUCAUUUAUUAAAUGUAUACUGUGUGCCAGGUGUGAUGCUGGGCACCUUGCAUAAACUGUCUAACCUUCCUAACUGCUCUGUGUUAGGGAGCCAUACCAGUUUCAUACUUUGACACCAAUUUAAGGAGGUUAAAUGAUUAGUCUGAAGGCAACUAAGUUAUAUGGACUUCAGGCUUCAGGGCCUGUGUUGUAGCUACUCCUUCACACCAAAUAGUUCAGAACAUAGAGGACUUAAUUUAGUAAAGAAUGCUCAUCUCAAACUCUAGAGGCGCUGUGUGGAGAAGAAAUCUGAGGUGGGAGAGUGCAGCGAUCGAUGAGUAAAGCCUGUCUGUAGAGGGGGUUGGUGAAACAUGUCUUGUACAUUUGUCAUCUGUGGCCUGAACUCUACCCACAGAAGGCUUGCUUUCUAAUUAAGACUUUUAAAUUAAUUCAACCUACAUAGUGAAACUAGACAUUUUUAUUAAGGUAAGAUUUAGCCUACAAUUGUAUUGGAAAUUGCCAUCUCUUGGUAUACAGUAGAGUUUGACCGUUCUUGUUCUCAGACUCAAGUGACAUUUCUGACUGCUGCUCUGUGGCCAUGUCUCACCUUCUGCUCGCUCUAAGUUUUCUGUUUCUGCAUCUCCACGUGAACCGUAAGAGGACACGGGGAUGUGCAAGGGGCCUGUACACCAGGCUUUCACCUUGCUGAUAUCUUGUGUUUAUCACUCUUUUAGACUCUGAGCACCUGAUGGUCCAGAAAAGAUUUGGAGAUGAACAUCAAGUGCUUUUUCAUCGAGGUGCGAGAUGAAGUGAACAGUCCAGCAUCUUCCACAGGUUAGAGGGCGGGGUCCAGAGUAUCGCGAGGGAGCAAACAGGCUGGACCGCACAGAGUCUCCUACAGCUAUUUAUUUUAACUUAUUUAACUUAUUACUGAUAUCUUUUAUUUGUAUGCGGCAACUGGAGCUUUACGCAGGCUGGAACAACUUAUUUAUUUUAACUUAAACGGUGAAGUGUUUGCCUUGUACAAAACAUUUUAUUUGCCUAAUUCAAAUAAAAUUAAGGUGUGUUUUGUGUGUGACAUUAAUAAAGCACUAAGAAAGUA
Molecule: messenger RNA, 3465 nt
Organism: Chinchilla lanigera (long-tailed chinchilla)
Lineage: Eukaryota; Metazoa; Chordata; Mammalia; Rodentia; Chinchillidae
Gene: Vxn
Product: chromosome unknown open reading frame, human C8orf46
Exons: 7
Coding region: 509-1189 (226 amino acids)
Biological process (GO): neuron differentiation; neurogenesis
Source: RefSeq, a predicted model, not a curated record